AUGUCCCUGACUCCAUUGCUCCGUCUCCUUCUCCUGAGUGUGAUAGCAGCAACCUACUCAGAAAUGGUGACCUGUGAGGACGUCCAAAAGACCUGUCCUGUGAUUGCCUGUAGUUCUCCCGGCAUCAUCGGCUUGCCAGGCAGAGAUGGACGUGAUGGCAUCAAGGGAGAAAAGGGAGAACCAGGCCAAGGGCUCAGAGGCUUGCAGGGCCCUCCUGGAAAGUUGGGACCUGCAGGAAACCCAGGUCCCCCUGGGUCACCGGGACCAGUGGGCCAAAAAGGAGAACGUGGAGAGAGCUCAAAAUGUGAUAGUUGCCUGACUGAUUCAGAAGGAAAAUUCCUGCAAUCAGAAUUGGAUAGUGUCAAAAAGUGGCUGAUCUUCUCUCUGGGAAAACAAGUUGGGAAGAAGUUAUUCUUGACCAAUGGUGAAAAGAUGACCUUUGAUGGAGUAAAGGCUCUGUGUGCCCAAUUCCAGGCCUCUGUAGCCACCCCCAGGAAUGCUGAAGAAAACAUGGCCAUCCAGCAAGUGGUCAAGGAAGAGGCCUUCCUGGGCAUCACAGAUAAAAACAAAGAAGGCCUGUUUGUGGAUCUGACAGGAAGAAGUCUGACCUAUCAAAACUGGAACGACGGUGAGCCCAACGAUACUGGCUCUGCAGAAGAUUGUGUAACACUCCUAACAAGUGGCAGGUGGAAUGACAUCUCCUGCUCCUCCUCCUAUUUGGCAGUCUGCGAGUUCCCUAUCUGA
Messenger RNA from Carlito syrichta (Philippine tarsier), 744 nucleotides. RefSeq names its product mannose-binding protein C. The transcript is spliced from 4 exons. The record is from RefSeq and is a predicted model, not a curated record. Bases 1 to 744 code for a protein of 247 amino acids. Gene Ontology annotation, biological process: positive regulation of phagocytosis; surfactant homeostasis. Lineage: Eukaryota; Metazoa; Chordata; Mammalia; Primates; Tarsiidae. Gene Ontology annotation, cellular component: rough endoplasmic reticulum; multivesicular body.